Molecule: messenger RNA, 444 nt
Organism: Linum trigynum
Lineage: Eukaryota; Viridiplantae; Streptophyta; Magnoliopsida; Malpighiales; Linaceae
Source: the annotation of a GenBank genome assembly
AUGACUCUAAACCAUGCUCAACUGCAUCCCGCAGUUGUGUUCAAAAAUCAAGGGUAUCGCAAGGCUGCUGCAUACUCUCGUUACCUUCGACGAUUCAGAGACAUGCCGAUUUAUCCAUCGUUCUCUAUUCAUCCUGAUGGUUUCAAUAAAUAUAACAUGGACGUCCCAUCUCUUCUCCAUGGUCUUGGCUGGAGUUCUCUGGUUGAAGACACGAGGUUCAACUAUUGUCCUGAAGUUGUUCGCAAAUUCUAUGUCAACAUCAAGUGUGGUCAUGGAUGUAAUCCAUCCUUCUUCACCACAAUUGUGUUUGGCUAUGAGAUCAAGGUCACCCCGCAGUUUCUGACAACUCUUAUUGACAUCCCUCAUUCUGGGUUUCUGGCUGGAACAGAUGGCGAAUUCACAGAUCGUGGGUUCUCCUUUACUGCUGCCCUACCCGGGAUAUAG